AUGGUGCGGUGGCUGUACCUGUCCGGGCUGGUGUUCGCCGUGCUCAUCCCAGCUGGGUGGCAAGUGGCUCCCGAGGGCUUGCAGGACCUCUCCAGAUGGACGCUGUUCGGACCCCGGGACUCGCGGAGUUUCCCUUCCCAGGCCAAGCGUCACUCGGAGGGGACCUUCAGCAGCGACUUCACGCGGUACCUGGACAGGAUGAAGGCCAAGGACUUUGUACAUUGGCUCAUCAACGCCAAGAGGUGCCGGGAGCGGAGACAGGGGCGGGAUUGGGAUUGGAAACACCUCCCACCACCCUAA
Messenger RNA from Malurus melanocephalus (red-backed fairy wren), 300 nucleotides. Its product is annotated as pro-glucagon-like. Gene Ontology annotation, cellular component: extracellular region. Gene Ontology annotation, molecular function: hormone activity; glucagon receptor binding. The transcript is spliced from 2 exons. The record is from RefSeq and is a predicted model, not a curated record. NCBI's taxonomy places the organism in Eukaryota, Metazoa, Chordata, Aves, Passeriformes, Maluridae. Gene Ontology annotation, biological process: adenylate cyclase-modulating G protein-coupled receptor signaling pathway; negative regulation of apoptotic process; positive regulation of insulin secretion involved in cellular response to glucose stimulus. The coding region runs from base 1 to 300 and encodes 99 amino acids.